AUGAAAACCAGCUUCAUCAUCCUAGUGGGAAUUUUCUUCCCUUCAGUCACUGGAAUCAUGGCUGGAUCCAACAGGUCUGGGGACUUGAAAGACGCCCAAAAGUCGAUUCCCAUUGGGACACUGGCAGCUGUGUGCACCACUUCCACUGUUUACCUGAGUGCGGUGCUCUUCAUUGGUGGCUCUAUUGACAACAUGUUGUUGAGGGACAAGUUUGGGGACAGUAUUGGAGGCAAGUUGGUGGUGGCCAACCUGGCCUGGCCCAAUGAGUGGGUCAUUCUCAUUGGGUCCCUGCUUUCCACCAUUGGAGCUGGGAUGCAAAGUUUGACUGGUGCCCCGAGAUUGUUGCAGGCCAUUGCCAAAGAUGAGAUCAUCCCGUUCCUGAGACCCCUGGCAGUGUCUUCAGCCAAUGGCGAACCCCGGAGGGCCUUGUUCCUCACCUGGAUGAUCUGCCAGGUGUCUGUGCUGAUUGGCAACCUCGACAACAUCACGCCCUUGUUGUCCUGCUUCUUCCUCAUGUGCUACGGAUUUGUGAACCUUGCCUGUGCCCUGCAGACCCUGCUGAGGACUCCCAACUGGAGACCGAGGUUCAAGUACUACCACUGGUCCCUGUCCCUCAUCGGCCUCGGGCUCUGCGCCAGCGUCAUGUUCAUGUGCUCGUGGUACUACGCCCUGUGCUCCAUCGGCCUCGCCAUCCUCAUCUACAAGUACAUCGAGUACCGCGGCGCCGAGAAGGAGUGGGGCGACGGGAUCCGCGGGAUCGCCCUGUCGGCGGCCCGCUACUCGCUCCUGCGCCUCGAAGAAGGCCCGCCGCACACCAAGAACUGGCGUCCCCAGAUCCUCGUGUUUGUCAAGCUCGACGACCAGCUCUUCCCCAAGCACACCAAGAUCCUGACGUUCGCCUCGCAGCUCAAGGCCGGCAAGGGCCUGACGAUGGCCGUGUCCGUCGUCGACGGCGACUUUUCCCGCAAGUACGGCGAGGCCCAAGCAGCCAAGGAGAGUCUGCGCAAGGCCAUGACGGACGAGAAGCUCAAGGGCUUCGUGGACGUCCUGGUGGCGCAGAGCGUCAUCAACGGCAUCAACGGAUUGAUCCAGACGUCGGGGAUCGGCGGCCUGAAGCCCAACACCGUCAUCGUGGGCUGGCCCCACUCGUGGCGCAAGUCGACGGACGAGCGGUCGUGGAAGACCUUCAUCUCGACCGUGCGUUGCGUGGCGGCGGCCAAGAUGGCCCUGCUCGUGCCCAAGGGCAUCGCCUUCUACCCGGACUCGACCGAGAAGAUCUCGGGCAACAUCGACAUC
This is a messenger RNA of Notodromas monacha, 1296 nucleotides long. The record is from the annotation of a GenBank genome assembly. NCBI's taxonomy places the organism in Eukaryota, Metazoa, Arthropoda, Ostracoda, Podocopida, Cyprididae.